Messenger RNA from Nothoprocta perdicaria, 786 nucleotides. It is a transcript of the gene R3HDML, whose product is annotated as R3H domain containing like. The record is from RefSeq and is a predicted model, not a curated record. NCBI's taxonomy places the organism in Eukaryota, Metazoa, Chordata, Aves, Tinamiformes, Tinamidae. The transcript is spliced from 7 exons. The coding region runs from base 1 to 786 and encodes 261 amino acids.
AUGUGCCCGAGCAGGUUGUUUGCAAAGGUCAGCCCGCCGGGCUGCCGCGGCGAGCGCCUCUCCGCGCUUCUUGGCUCGCUCCGCAAGAGCCAGGAGCAAGGCACGGGGAGCCGGCGCAGCCCGCGGCGGCUCCGCGUUCGAGCGGCGAGCGGCAGACCGCCCGCGGGGCUGCCCCGCGCCCGCCGCCGCCGCCACAUCGCCCCCGGGGACGUGAGCGCCCUCCUGGACUACCACAACCAGGUGCGGGCGCAGGUGUCCCCGCCGGCCGCCAACAUGGAGUACAUGGUGUGGGACGAGCGGCUGGCGCGGGCGGCGCAGGCCUGGGCCGCGCGCUGCCUCUGGGACCACGGGCCGCCGCAGCUCAUGAAGUUCGUGGGGCAGAACCUCUCCAUCCACUCGGGCAGGCCCCGCUCCGUGGUGGAGCUGGUGAAGUCGUGGCACCGCGAGAAGCAGCACUACUCCUUCCCGCAGCCGGAGGAGUGCCGGCCCCGCUGCCCCACCAAGUGCAGCGCCGCCGUGUGCAGCCACUACACGCAGAUGGUGUGGGCGACCUCCAGCCGCCUGGGCUGCGCGCUGCACUCCUGCGCCAACAUGCGCGUGUGGGGCAGCACGUGGCGCCGCGCCGAGCUCCUCGUGUGCAACUACGCCGUCAAGGGCAACUGGAUGGGAGAAGCGCCCUACAAGGUGGGCAGGCCGUGCUCUGCCUGCCCGCCCAGCUACGGCGGCGGCUGCAGCAACAACAUGUGCUUCACGGGGCUCAAGUCCAACCAAGUGAGCUGGUUCUAG